CAUAUCCCAAAUUGUAACUAAGCCAAAAUUAUAAUAAUGUUUUGCUUGGGAGUUCAUCAAUUUUCUCCACUUUCAUUAAUCCUUAGUACUACAAAAUUAGCAAGAGCAAGUAGAUUAUCAAGUGCUUGCUACCCCAUCCAAUGUACUAUGGUCAAUAGUACAAAUAUUACUAAUAAUACUACUAUAUUUGAUAAUCAUAUUCAUAGAAGAUCAGCCAAUUAUGAACCUCCCAUUUGGUCUUUUGAUUACAUUCAAUCUCUUUCAUCAAGCCAAUAUAAGGGAGAAGCAUGUACAAGUAGAUUGAAUGAGCUAGAGGCAAAUGUGAAAGAGAUAUUGUUAGUUGAGAUGAAAUCUAACUCUUUAGCUCAACUUGAGUUUAUUGAUGCAUUGCAAAGACUUGGAUUAUCUUACCGUUUCGAGACUGAAAUAAACACUAUUUUAAAUGAAAAGUACUCCGGUAAUAUUAUCGAUAACCCUAAUUAUAAUUUGUACGCCACAGCUCUCGAAUUCAGGCUUCUACGCCAUCAUGGUUAUGAUGUAUCUCAAGAAAUUUUCAAUGUGUUUAAGGAUGAGAUUACAAGCAAGUUCAAGGCAAGAACGAGUGGCGAAGAUAUAAUUGGAGUAUUGGCUUUAUACGAAGCUUCAUUCUAUGGCAAAAAAAGUGAAAGUAUUUUGGAAGAAGCUAGGGUUUCCUCAAUCGAAUGUCUCGAAAAUUACGUAGCAACUAUGACGAUGGAGCGAAACAAACCAUCAUUAUUAGUCAAUGAUUAUGAUGAUGAUAAUAAUAUGUUAUUAUUAGUGAAUCAUGCCUUGGAGCUUCCACUUUAUUGGAGAAUAACAAGAUCAGAAGCAAGGUGGUUCAUUGAUUUAUAUGAAAAAAAUCAUAACAUGAAUUCUACUUUGCUUGAAUUUGCCAAAUUGGAUUACAACAUGGUACAAUCCAUAUAUCAAGAAGAUCUAAAACAUCUCUCAAGGUGGUGGAGCCAUACAAAACUUGGAGAGAAAAUGGAUUUCUUUAGAGAUAGAUUAAUGGAGUGUUUCUUAUGGACUGUGGGAAUAGCAUGUGAGCCAGAACAAAGCUAUUAUAGAAGAAUGUCUGGAAGAUUAUAUGUUCUAAUAACAACAAUUGAUGAUAUAUAUGAUGUCUAUGGAACAUUGGAGGAAUUAGAGCUUUUCACUAAUGCUGUUGAGAGAUGGGAUGUGAAAGCAAUGGAUGAUUUACCAGAAUAUAUGAGGAUGCCUUUCUUUCUUUUACACAAUACCAUAAACGAAAUGGCUUUCGAUGUGUUAGGAGACCAAAAUUUCCUCAACGUUAAAUUCCUUAAGAGGACGUGGGUAGAUUUCUGUAAACAUCAAUUACAAGAGGCAAAAUGGUUUCACAGUGGAUACAAACCAACAUUCGAAGAAUACAUUAACAAUGCAUGGAUUUCGGUAUCAGGACCGAUUAUUCUUAUGGAUGCUUAUUUCUCUCUUACAAAUCCUGUUACAAAAGAUGCCAUAAAAUUACUGGAAUUAGGUUAUCCACCCAUAAUUUACCACGCAUCCAUGAUUCUACGACUUACAGAUGAUCUAGGAACAUCGAAUGAUGAAAUGAAAAGAGGUGAUAUUCCGAAAUCAAUUCAAUGUUACAUGAACGAUACAGGUGUUUCUGAAGAUGAAGCUCGAGAUCAUAUGAAGUUUCUAAUAAGUGAAUUAUGGAAGGAAAUAAAUAAUGAAGAUGAAAAUAUGGACUCUCCUUUCUCAAAACAAUUUCUUCAAAAUUGUAAAAAUCUUGCUAGAAUAUCACAAUUUAUAUAUCAAUAUGGAGAUGGACAUGCUUCUCAGGAUAGUUUAUCAAAACAAAGAAUUUCAGAAUUGAUAAUUAAUCAUAUUCCUUCUUAAUUAUUAGUUUUAUAAUAAGUACAAGGAAUAGUACUAUUUAAAUAAAUUUUAUGUAAAAUUUUAAGUAUUAAAGUUUUAAAACUUAAUUAUUUUGUUGAUUUGUGGUGAAAAAUAACUAUGUAUCAUUAUUCAUAAAUUCUCAAUCAAUUGUAUUUCUGAAUUACUUGAUUUUCUUUUAUUAUAUUAUUAUUAUAUAUUAGUUAUAUUGUAUGAGGAAUUUUCAUGAAUCAUGUGUUUUUG
Molecule: messenger RNA, 2121 nt
Organism: Cannabis sativa
Lineage: Eukaryota; Viridiplantae; Streptophyta; Magnoliopsida; Rosales; Cannabaceae
Product: myrcene synthase, chloroplastic
Exons: 7
Coding region: 37-1881 (614 amino acids)
Biological process (GO): diterpenoid biosynthetic process
Molecular function (GO): magnesium ion binding; terpene synthase activity
Source: RefSeq, a predicted model, not a curated record